CACCAAGCGGCGUUUCGCUUCCUCCUCCUCCUCCUCGAUCUGCCCAUCGGCGCUUCCAGAUCCUGUCUGGAAAAAAAGGGAAUCGAGGGAAGAAAAGCGAGAAGGGUUGAAGGAAGCCUCCAACGCUGAAGGGGGAAGCGGGAGGGUGCCCUUCCUUCCUUCUUUCCCGCCGCUCUGGGCCUGCGUGGCGCCGCUCGGCCGGCAGGGGGCGAGUCCCGCCUCCUUCCCUUGGCAAUGGACGGGCGCGCGCCUCGCCUCCUCGCCGCGCGCGCCCCCGGCUCCUCCUCCUCCUCCUCCUCUUCCAACUAAACUCUGGCGGAGUGCUAGAAGCGCCGCCGCUCCUCCCGCCGCUUCCGAGUGCCUGCUUUUGGGCAGCGAUAGAGAAGCUCCGCGCCUGCCGACGAGGAGAAGCCGAGCCCUGGGCUCCUCCUCCUCUCCCUUCUCUUUGCAACAGGAGGCUUCCGCACUCGCCAGUGAGACCAGGAGGCGAGAGGCACGGCGGCAGCGGAGACUCCUCGCCGAAAAGUUCUCCAAAGUCGCCAUGGCUCCGGCGGUGGGAGCCCCGCGGUGGCUGCUGCUGAUGCUGCUGCUCUUGGCCUCCUCCUCGGCCCCUUCGGCGGCCCUCCUCGGAGCGGCCCGGGGGCAGUUCUCGGCAGGAGGUUGCACAUUUGAUGAUGGUCCAGGACCCUGUGAUUACCAUCAAGACCCAUACGAUGACUUUGACUGGGUUCAUGUUAGUGCUCAGGAGCCCCAUUACCUGCCACCUGAAAUGCCUUCUGGAUCAUAUAUGAUUGUUGAUGCUUCUCACCACAGCCAUGGAGAAAAGGCUCGGCUCCAGCUCCCUACAAUGAAAGAGAAUGAUACUCACUGCAUUGAUUUCAGCUACCUUUUGUACAGCAAGAAGAGGGCAAGCCCUGGAACCCUGAACAUCUUGGUCAGAGUAAACAAGGGCCCUCUGGCGAAUCCCAUUUGGAAUGUGACAGGAUCCACUGGCAAAGACUGGCUACGCGCAGAACUGGCUGUCAGCACCUUCUGGCCAAAUGAAUACCAGGUAAUAUUUGAAGCUGAAGUCUCAGAUGGAAGAAAUGGCUACAUUGCCAUUGAUGACAUCCAGGUUUUGAGUUACCCUUGUGACAAAUCUCCUCAUUUCUUGAGACUGGGGGAUGUGGAGGUUAAUGCAGGCCAGAACGCUACAUUUCAGUGCAUUGCUACAGGGAGGGAUGCAGUGAACAACAAGUUAUGGCUGCAGAGACGGAAUGGAGAAGACAUUCCAGUGGCCCAAACUAAAAAUAUAAAUCACAGACGAUUUGCUGCUACAUUUAAGCUUCAAGAAGUAACAAAAACAGACCAGGAUUUAUAUCGCUGUGUUACUCAGUCUGAGAGAGGUUCUGGAGUCUCCAACUUCGCUCAACUCAUUGUUCGAGAACCUCCUCGACCAAUAGCUCCCCCACAGUUGCUAGGAGUUGGACCAACUUACUUGCUGAUUCAGUUGAAUGCUAAUUCCAUUAUUGGGGAUGGACCCAUUAUCCUGAAAGAAGUGGAAUAUCACAUGACAACUGGGACAUGGACAGAAACCCACGCCGUAAAUGCACCAACUUACAAGCUCUGGCAUUUGGAUCCUGACACAGAAUAUGAAAUCCGUGUUCUUUUAACCAGGCCUGGAGAAGGUGGCACUGGCCAGCCAGGCCCUCCACUUAUCACCCGAACCAAAUGUGCAGAACCAAUGAGAACGCCGAAAACCUUGAAGAUUGCUGAGAUCCAGGCACGACGUAUUGCUGUCGACUGGGAAUCUUUAGGUUACAAUAUUACUCGCUGUCACACUUUUAAUGUCACCAUCUGCUACCAUUACUUCCGUGGUCACAAUGAAAGCAAGGCAGACUGCUUGGAUAUGGACCCCAAAGCCCCUCAACAUAUUGUGAAUCACCUGCCUCCUUACACAAAUGUGAGCCUCAAAAUGAUCCUGACUAACCCUGAAGGAAGAAAAGAGAGUGAGGAGACAAUUAUCCAAACAGACGAAGAUGUGCCUGGUACUGUGCCUGUAAAAUCAUUGAAGGGAACUCCAUUUGAAGACAAGAUCUUCCUGAACUGGAAAGAACCAAUGGAACCAAAUGGCAUCAUUACACAGUAUGAGGUCAGUUAUAGCAGUAUAAGAUCAUUUGAUCCUGCGGUUCCAGUGGCGGGACCAGCUCAAACCGUGUCCAAGUUGUGGAACGGUACACAUCAUGUCUUUUCCCAUCUACACCCUGGGACUACCUAUCAAUUUUAUAUAAGAGCCAGCACUGUCAAAGGGUUUGGACCAGCCACAGCCAUCAAUGUAACCACCAAUAUUUCAGCUCCCACGUUACCCGACUAUGAAGGAAACGAUGCAUCACUCAAUGAAACUGCCACAACUAUAACUGUACUGCUGAGACCGGCACAAGCUAAAGGUGCUCCCAUCAGUGCCUAUCAAAUUGUUGUUGAAGAACUGCAUCCUCAUCGAACUAAGCGUGAAACUGGCGCAAUGGAUUGCUACCAGAUUCCAGUCACAUACCAGAAUGCGCUGAGUGGUGGCUCGCCAUAUUAUUUUGCUGCAGAACUACCACCUGGUAACCUUCCUGAAGCAGCUCCCUUCACUGUUGGUGACAACAGAACUUACCAAGGCUUCUGGAACCCACCUUUGGCUCCUCGGAAAGGUUAUAAUAUCUACUUCCAAGCCAUGAGUAGUGUUGAGAAGGAAACCAAGACCCAGUGUGUUCGAAUUGCUACCAAAGCAGCAGCAACAGAAGAACCAGAGGUAAUUCCUGACCCAGCCAAGCAGACAGAUCGUGUUGUGAAAAUAGCCGGAAUAAGUGCUGGAAUUUUAGUCUUCAUUCUCCUCCUCCUUCUUGUCAUAUUAAUUGUCAAAAAAAGAUAUAUAACAUGGAGAAGAAACGUCUGCAUUAGAAACCUUAGGAGGAGCUACUAUUCUUACUCCUACUACCUCAAACUCGCAAAGAAACGCAAGGACGCAAUGGGAAACACUAGACAAGAAAUGACCCACAUGGUAAAUGCAAUGGAUAGAAGUUAUGCUGAUCAGAGCACCCUGCAUGCAGAGGAUCCUCUCUCCGUCACCUUUAUGGACUCCCACAACUUUAGUCCCAGAUUGCCCAAUGAUCCACUCGUGCCGACUGCUGUGUUAGUCCCUAUAACUGAUGAAAACCACAGUGCAACAGCGGAGUCAAGUCGGCUGUUAGAUGUGCCUCGCUAUCUCUGUGAAGGAACAGAGUCCCCAUACCAGACAGGCCAACUACAUCCUGCUAUCCGAGUUGCUGACUUGCUGCAGCAUAUUAACCUCAUGAAAACAUCUGACAGCUAUGGUUUUAAAGAAGAGUAUGAGAGCUUCUUUGAAGGACAGUCAGCUUCUUGGGAUGUAGCAAAAAAGGAUCAAAACAGAACAAAGAAUAGAUAUGGAAACAUUAUAGCAUAUGAUCACUCCAGGGUGAUAUUACAACCUGUUGAAGAUGAUCCUUCUUCAGACUACAUCAAUGCUAAUUACAUUGACAUUUGGCUGUACAGGGAUGGGUACCAGAGACCUAGUCACUACAUUGCAACCCAAGGGCCAGUCCAUGAAACAGUGUAUGAUUUCUGGAGAAUGAUAUGGCAGGAACAAUCAGCAUGCAUCGUUAUGGUGACAAAUUUAGUUGAAGUUGGGCGAGUUAAGUGCUACAAGUAUUGGCCAGAUGACACUGAAGUUUAUGGGGACUUCAAAGUUACAUGUGUGGAAGUGGAACCACUUGCAGAAUAUGUGGUCAGGACAUUCACCCUUGAAAGGAAGGAGUGUGCCAAUCUGGCCUCUCUGAGAGGGAAAUUCCAGAGCCUGGGAGCAGCUACCGAGAAGGCAUUCUCCUGUGUAUCUCGAGGUUACAAUGAGAUCCGUGAAGUUAAGCAAUUCCACUUUACUGGAUGGCCUGAUCAUGGGGUACCGUACAAUGCGACAGGCCUUCUGUCAUUUAUACGGCGUGUAAAACUAUCUAAUCCUCCAAGUGCUGGGCCUAUUGUUGUGCAUUGCAGGUGUGUAGAGAAGAGUGCUGGAGCAGGACGAACUGGCUGUUACAUUGUAAUUGACAUAAUGCUGGACAUGGCAGAAAGAGAAGGAGUUGUGGACAUCUACAACUGCGUCAAAGCAUUACGUUCACGCCGCAUCAAUAUGGUUCAGACAGAGGAGCAGUAUAUCUUUAUUCAUGAUGCAAUUCUGGAAGCCUGCUUAUGUGGGGAAACUGCCAUCCCUGUUUGUGAAUUCAAAGCUGCCUAUUUUGACAUGAUUAGAAUAGACUCGCAGACAAACUCUUCACAUCUGAAAGAUGAAUUUCAGACCCUGAAUUCUGUGACUCCUCGGCUUCAGGCUGAAGACUGCAGUAUAGCAUGCUUACCAAGGAACCAUGACAAGAAUCGCUUUAUGGAUAUGUUGCCACCAGACAGAUGUCUGCCUUUCUUAAUUACUAUUGAUGGCGAAAGCAGCAAUUAUAUCAAUGCUGCCCUUAUGGAUAGCUACAGGCAACCUGCUGCCUUCAUUGUCACACAGCAUCCUUUGCCAAAUACUGUGAAAGAUUUUUGGAGACUGGUAUAUGACUAUGGGUGUACCUCUCUUGUGAUGUUAAAUGAAAUUGAUUUAUCGCAGGGAUGUCCACAGUAUUGGCCUGAAGAAGGAAUGCUGAGAUAUGGUCCUAUUCAGGUGGAAUGCAUGUCUUGCUCCAUGGAUUGUGAUGUAAUAAACAGAAUCUUCAGGAUAUGCAAUUUAACAAGGCCUCAGGAAGGUUAUUUGAUGGUACAGCAAUUUCAGUACCUGGGAUGGGUGUCUCACAGAGAUGUACCAGGUUCCAAACGGUCAUUCUUGAAGUUAAUUCUUCAAGUUGAAAAAUGGCAAGAAGAAUGUGAAGAGGGAGAAGGGAGAACAAUAAUCCACUGUCUGAAUGGCGGUGGACGAAGUGGAAUGUUCUGUGCCAUAGGUAUUGUAGUAGAAAUGCUUAAAAGGCAAAAUGUCAUCGAUGUUUUCCAUGCAGUAAAGACUUUACGGAACAGUAAGCCAAAUAUGGUAGAAACACCGGAGCAAUAUCGUUUCUGCUAUGAUGUCGCACUGGAGUACCUUGAAUCAUCUUAGUGGGAAAGGAUGGAUUCAAUCAAGAGAACCAAAUAAUAUGAAAUUUCAUAAACUGCAUUUUGCCAUCAGCUCUGGAACCUGUGAAGAAAGAAUUUACUGAAGGGGAGAGUUAAUUUUUAAAUGCAAAAGUAUUUUUCUUAAUAAAUGGUGUAUCUUAAUUAUAUAUAUAAAUAUAUAAAUAAAGAACUGUUUCUAUGCCUGUAUACAGUAUGAACAUAUAGUGCCACAAAUAAAAAGAAGGGCCAAGGCUGAGUGUGUAUGCUGUUGGAGGUAGGACCUUUCAGUGUUUGUAUAUUCAGCUGUCUCUUGGUUACACUAGAACCCCCAUCUGUUGCAUGUAUCUGUUUCAACAUUUUAUUUCCCCUUUUCUCCAUACUUUGAUAAAUCGUUAACAGUGAAACAACUGUGCAGAUUGAUAGUCUCUGUACGUUCCAUGUGUUGCAAGGGAAAAAAGUUAUAUAUACAUUUAUAUAUAUAUAUAUAGUAUGUAUGAUAACUGCUUUAUUUUGUUUUAAUGUGCAAUUAUGGCCUGAUCAAAGUUCUUUAUAAAGAAAUUUACACAUAAGCCAAAGACUCAAGUGUACAUAUGUCUAUAUGAUGAAGAAAGCACAUUGUAUUUAUUGUUUACUGACAUUCCUUUUCUGAUGGAUAAACAAAACCAUUUUUCUCAAACAUUUUUGUUUCUACUGAAAUCAAGUGUAAAUGAUUUUUGUAGAUUAUUUUUUGUAUGCUUUUGUGUAAGGAGAGAGGGGGGUGGGGAGAAUUUUUAUGUAUAGGCCAGAAAACACUGACAUAGUGAUUCUUGUUGUGUACAUGAUAAUGAAUUGAAUCAAUAUAAAUUACUUGGUUACAGGAGACCAAACUCAAAACUGCUUUUCUCAAAGUGAACAGAUCUUUUCCAGUUUAAUAAUAUAAAUUGAAUAGAAACUGCACACAUCUAUGCUUAUGACUUGCACAAUUGCGGUAGAAACUUCAUUAUUUUUAUAAAGAAACAAAAAGGAUUGACAAAUGCUUGAGACACAAAGCAGACAAAAUAACAAGCAAGGCUUGGUUAGAAGAAUAUUCCAAGUAAAUAAUCUUUUUUUUUAAUGUAUUCAAGUUGCAGGCGCAAUCCUAGGCAGCCAUAGCAUGGACGAGGAUACAUGCUGCCCUCUCCCUUUAAACUCCAUACUUAAAGGUUAUUCAGUCAUAAUCUGGGAGCCUGUUUUGUCUUCUAAAACUUCCUCCCAAAUUCAUCCAAGUCAUUUGGUGCUGUGAAAACUGUUCGGUCACUUCCAGCAUGCAUACAUAUCCUAUGAAAUGGUUGUCCAGGUUUGUGGCAAUGGAAGCUUUGUGUUCUGACAAAGCCAAAAUGGAUUGAAUCAAUUCCAUAGUUAGGCUAUAGCUUUAGUCUCAUUUUACUUUGCUCUUCAUAUGCACAUUCAUAAGCCUGGGCAUAUUUUCUUAAUGAUGAAAUAUUUGUGUCUUGUUGAUUUUUUGGAUCAAGAGUUAAUGACAAGGUGCUUAUAAAUACCCAUGUAAAGUAAGAGUGAAUUAAAAAAGUUUUAUAAAA
This is a messenger RNA of Anolis carolinensis (green anole), 6668 nucleotides long. It is a transcript of the gene ptprk, whose product is annotated as protein tyrosine phosphatase receptor type K. The record is from RefSeq and is a predicted model, not a curated record. Gene Ontology annotation, biological process: protein dephosphorylation. Gene Ontology annotation, cellular component: membrane. Bases 542 to 5116 code for a protein of 1524 amino acids. The transcript is spliced from 36 exons. Gene Ontology annotation, molecular function: protein binding; protein tyrosine phosphatase activity. Lineage: Eukaryota; Metazoa; Chordata; Lepidosauria; Squamata; Anolidae.